Caenorhabditis remanei is the source of this 315-nucleotide messenger RNA. RefSeq lists its product as uncharacterized. The coding region runs from base 1 to 315 and encodes 104 amino acids. NCBI's taxonomy places the organism in Eukaryota, Metazoa, Nematoda, Chromadorea, Rhabditida, Rhabditidae. The record is from RefSeq and is a predicted model, not a curated record. The transcript has 2 exons.
AUGUCUACAUAUUUUGGUCAAGUCGUUAGAAACACCGUUAUGGACUUCUAUAACUAUCUCGUGACAAACGCUUCAGGAAGAUCAGGACCAGACCUACAGUAUCCAAAAACCGUCACCGACGCCGUCCUGCCACCAGAAGACCUACUAAAAGUCGCUGUCAAGAAACUUGGUGUUUUGAAGAAGGAAGGAGGCAAUUGGAGACAAGAAGCACUUCAAAAUGUGCUGGUUUUGAAGUUGUAUAAUCACAUUGAGGAUAGCAAUAAGGAGCUGAAAAUUAAGACGGAAGUGAUGGAGAAGAACUCGUCGUCGGUUUGA